AUGUCCUCGGCAAACAUUGCUGCUUCGCAGACCAAAGCCCUUGCACAGUCGUCCACGUCCAUUAGGAGCAAGAUGGACCUCAGUACUUGUGGCAGUUUGCGUCUCCUUGACCUCCGCAUUUGUCACGCUGCCUUCCUGUCCGCCUCACGCUCCCUGUCGAGUCGCUGUUGGGAUCCGCGAGGCUUGUCACCAGUCUCUCGAGUGCUCGAAGCCAAUCAACACUGUCCCCCCUCUGAUUGGCUGGCGGACGCUGAGGCUGAGCGAAAGGCGCACACGCGCGCCGAGUCUGAGCACUUCGACGGCGGAGAGCACGCUCGCGGCGAAUGCUUGCAGAGCCUUUGUUCUCGCACUUCCUCAGCAGUAAAGGUUGUCCAAUCCAACUCAAGCCGCCUUUCCUGACUUCUGAUUUGGGAGACUAUCCUGUCGAUCUUUCCACACCGAUAUAAUAAACCCUGGGAACACCACUAUCGACACAGGAGAGUCAGAUAGUGACCGAUUCACACAACCUGGUGUCGACCCGCAAAGAAGUUCUCGACCCAUUUGAGGAAGUUGCCUCUGGUCCCUGUUUUAUCCAACUUGUGUGACCGUCUCUCGUGUCCACAGUGCUGAACGCCUUCUGGAAGUCAAUGAAGGCGUUGUGGACCGCGUGUUUGUCGUAGAGAGCUCGGGUCCUGCUCUGGAGAGAUUGCAACAAAUUUGUCGUACAUGAUCUUCCUCUCCUGAACUUGUGUUGGCAGUUCGAUAGCAAGGCAUAGACUUCCAGGAAUUGCACCAAUUUGCUCUCUAUGAACCGCCUUAUGACUUUCCUGAGAACGCGUGUCAGGUUUAUGGGCCUGUAAUUUGUUGUCGAUGCCCUGAUACUGCUUUUGUGCAGUGGAGUUAUAUGCGCCAGCUUCCAAACGAUAUGAAGUGUCCCAGUAUCAAGUGACUUUUGAAAAAGCAUUGACAGAGGUACAGAAAGUUCGUCACCAUGUUACUUGAGAGGCUUGAGUGAGAUCUCGUCUCUUCCUGGAUGAAGCUCAGGUGUAUAUAUGUGUACAUUCAUGCAGAACUAGGCGCACACCGAUCCAUUGGCUUCACGGAACACACAAGCUCCGUAUGGGUGGCAAAGGUCAAAAAAGGCAACCAACGACCAGGUCGAAGUCGGCGGAGUCAUAAUAGCAGCGAGGAGGGACGACAGAGAAUGCAGGUAGAUUGAUACAGUGCUGUUUCGGAUUUAUUUUGUCUUCAUUCGGCCAAUCAUAACCCUGACCAGCGGCUGGGAUCAGAAGCACAAACAUGCGCACAGACACACCUGGCGCAGUUGGUCUACCACUGGGGUCUGCCAAAUAGGUCAUGAACAUUUCAUCGGACCGAAGUUCGUCAAUGCAUCGCCACCUGCCAUUCUCUGUCGCUGCAGAUCUGAAGGUAUCAUCAGCACUUUUUCCUCGAUGAAUCAAAAUACAGAAAUUGUAUUUUUGCAUCACUAUGACCCAUUCAGAUCCUCCUUGUCCAUGUCUUGGACAACACAGCAUUCCGUCAGGUGUCGUGGGAGUUUCGACAUCCCCUUAAUAACCGUUCUGAUAUCCAGUGAGGACUUUGUGGGGUCAGAUUCCUUUGCCUCCUCUGGGUUAGUUUUAAUUCACAGUGUCUUAAGUAAAAUAGGAGCUAAUUUACGUUCGCUUCUCCUACCACACUGGCCAUUCAACGACUUUUAAGCAACUAAUCGUUUUUGCAUAAUAGGAGGUAUUUUGGGUAAUAAGCGAUGUUCAUAAUGACCCUAUUGGAAGUGGUAGACGUAAAAUUCGGGUUCGGAUAUGUGCAUUACUUAAAUGUUGUCAGCAACAUGUGCGUUUUACAUGAAAACAUUUGACGCAUCGUGAUAAUUACCCGAAAAAACUCAGCUGGUUUAGAGGUUACGGACAGAGUCCCAAAUGGUCCUCCCCAUGUGCAGUUGAGAUUAUAAAUGCAAGUAUUCAGAAGAGCAUUUGGCGAGCAUAAGGGUGCUUACGACAAAUUAUCAUCGGCUUAUCCGGCCAGUACAUUUAUAUGGGAACGAGAUAUCAAGUAAAACUCGUGACUGAUAAGAGAAGUCGAUUACCGUUCGUCUUUUCAUACAGACGGCUCUGCAUGCUAUUAAUUUCAUCUUUCCUCAGUCACGCCGGUAGGCGUUUUCGUAUUCGUGCGGAUGGGCACCGCUCGUACGACCUAUAUAGCCUGCUCCACAGGAACAAGCAAAGGAGUAAAUGCACAUUGAGGUGGUCUGAGCUGGUUGCCUAUCCUUACCUUCGCCGAGUAAGUCGGAGUUGAUCGACAAUAAUACUUGAAUUCUUGUUGCGGGAAGGUUCGGGAAACGGUUUGGUCAAGGCGUCUUCUCAGAAGUUCACUCACCACGUCCCCUUGAAAGGGGACUUUGAGGAGCAGGGUAUUCUUUUCUGCUGUCGGUAUGAUGAGUUUUGCCCGUCGUCCAGCAAGACCCCUUACAAUAAAUCUGUCAGAAUACCCGUUCUCGCGAAGCCGAAAAGAUUUUUCCAACCCCUUGCGCCAAACAACGGACUAGAUUACGUUGCUGCUGAAGGGGUACGACAGUAUAUUGCCCAGUCUUGCAUCCCUUCAACAGAAAAGUAGUCUAGUCCGGAUGGUGAACCACUAAGUCGAACGAAUAUCCCAUAGAACAUCACCGAGACAGGGUCUUCUCGCAAAUUCCACCUAGUCCAUUCGCCAAAGGGACUGAAACCAACUUUCGUAGACAUACUGGACAGUAGCAUCAUUCGUCCUUUGCGAACCUGACUGUUCUUGCUAGGCAGAACAGGUACCUUAGGCUGUCUCUUUACUAUGAAAACCUCAAUCUGCGACCAUCCAAUUGAUUUACCUAAAGUUGUUGACUGAAUCCCCAUACUUGACCCUCGGGGUAAGCAACGACAAGUCCAGCUGUCUUCGGUUUGUAGAUCUAGAACGGAGUUCUCCAUAAUAUCUGGUUGUCAUGAACUUGAAAUCACAACUUUCGGGACUGAAAACGCCGCAACUGUGUUAUGGGGCUUAUUUCCACAAACUAUGGGAUUGUUCAAACUCCCACAGUGAAUUCUCACUCAACGCUGUCUGAUAUUUUUAGUCUCGCCUUAGUGUUUGAUUAAAAACGGAAUCCAGAUAAGUAUCAUUUUCUCCAGAAGUUCGGUUUCUUCGCAGAUAACCCUGCCUUCUCACUGUGAACGAAGCAGAGUAAAUGAAGUCUGAGUAAAACGUAGGCUGGUUUCUGCCUUCCUCAGUUUCGAGGCUCAGCAGUCUUUUUGGUUUGGUUUAUGUGUAUGUUCACGUCAUACAAAAGCAAAGAACGUCCCAAUGAUCUGAUGAGUUUUGAAGAUUUUUAAGAGAAAAAUAAAGUGACGGUCAUGAUCUCAGACAUUUGUGGAUCGACCACUUCCGUUAACUUAGGCAAUGACGUCUGUGAUAGGGCCGUCGAGAUAGUCGUACCUCAACUGUCGGUCGAUGAACUGAAGAACUAACUCACCACCGACAGCCAUAAAGUUUAAAGUUUACGUAAAUCCUCAUGACCACGUACAAAGGAAUCUCAGCUAUCGUCAUCUUAGAAAGGAAUUUCCACCAAUACAUCACUGGUAAACCUGUCGUCUUGCAAAACAGUAACUUGGUCUUGCGGCACCUGUAAAAGUACAAGGACUCUGUUGGCCAACUGGUAGGUUGAUCUUUUGAAGUGUGCGUAUACCUCUUUUCAUUGUGUAGAAAAAAGCGACAGACCAUAGAUGCAUACAACUAGUUUGCGUCUUCUGGUGAAUGUCGUUGCCGUUCGUUGUACCGAUCGGCUACGACGGUCGUCAAUUAAAUCCACUUAUACUUAUAUCACCUUGAUUUAUGCUGGUUUACAUCAGAGGUCAACAAAAAUGUGACUGGCCGAAAUCAAUUUUCCAGUUGGGAGGCCUAUUGUCCAUAGUUUGCGUGGAACAUCCGCAGUAGGCCUAACGUCUUGUUGUGGUCUUAGCCCUAACCGACCUAGUACCGCCUUUUAAUGCUAUCAGAUUAUACCGUCCAGCACACCUUGUGCCUGUUACAUGUUGACCUGGGUCACAUUGAGGGGUCCUUAACUGAUGCGCAGCGAUUUAGUGUCCGAAUAAGCGCCGUGAAUCACUGCAGUUCAUUAAGAUAAACUAGCCGAUCUUAUCUGUCAACUCAGGUAUGGCGAGUUAUAGGUUGCAUUCGCAUCUGAACAAACGUUGUAUUGUGAUCCUUCUUCCUUCGCUGUGGGAGGCAGUGUUUCCUCUUCUUAAGACUGCUCCAACGCAAUUUUCACGAGGUUUCGUGGCGAGUAUAUCUGCCGCCAGGGAGUGUCCGAGCAGCCUCUUUCGGAUGGGAGAAGUUAGUUCAGGUCAAGGCUUACAGAAGAGCCAAGUGAGCUGCUUCAUGCGUCCAAAUUAUUCUCUACUUCAUGGCGUUUUUGGGUGCGAAUUUGACUCCCCGAGGCCUGCUUCAGGCGUUCGUUGACAACUCUAUCGGUUUUUUGGAUGCAGCGGUGCCCCAUUGUGCCCCUCCUAUCUGUUAACUUCCCGUUGUCCAUUCGCCCAUAUGUACAGCGUCGAUGUCCGGCACCUGCGUGCACCUGCACCCUUCGGCCAAAACUGGCGCGCGGAGAUAAGAGAGUCUAUGCAAAAUCCGAAAUCGGCCUCUUGCUAGAGCACAGGCUGUCUUGUACUGGCCUUAUUUUACUGUUAUACACAAACAUUCAACGAAGUGUGUGUAAAGGCAUAUCUAACUACCGGAAUCGGCCUCUUGCUAGUGCACAGGCUGUCUCGUACCGGCCUCAUUUUACUGUUAUACACAAACAUUCAACGAAGUGUGUGUAAAGGCAUAUCUAACUACCCGACUUUAAAAAAUCAAAGGUAUUCUAGCGCUGCAUUUUUUAAUUCCGAAAAGGGCGUGUGGAUGACAGAGGGCUAGUCAUCUAAUUUCGUUUUCACGAAAACGCCGGACAGUAUGGACGAUAUAGACUACCCAAUGGGGUUAGCCCCAUGUGAUCACGCAGUAGUUUUGUAAGGGUAUGCUCCGCAAAUACUUUUUCCACAGCCUCUGUUUCUUUUUCAUGGUCUUUUUGUUACCGGGUGACCCGCGGCGGUUGCGCACAUGGUCUUGUUAUUUUUAUUAGACAAUAAGAGUCAAUUAGACUAGGCAGUAAUAAUUAACCAACAUGGAUGAAUGUGAAUGCACUUGCACGUGAUUCGACAGUAUCCUGGUCAGAGUAAAUGCCAAGCAGAGAAAGCGUUUGUUGUUAUCAGUACUUAUGAAGUUCGGUAAAAAUCAAAACGAGACGAUUUUGGGGGCUCCAAUAGCAACUAUUUUAGAGAAGUAUUUAUCGAGCGGAGUGGAAGUAAAACAAAUUAUGUGCCGUCAUAACUCGAGUCCGACAAGUAAAUCGCGGAAUGUGUGUUAGUCAGAGAGUACCGAGCUAAAUUUCAAAUGCGAAAUCCGAAAUAAAUCUUACAGGCCAUAGCACAGAUUCCUCCUCCAUGAGCCAUUGCCUUGGGCGCACUUGAUACCCUAGGCAUGUUUAGAUUCUCAGUGGUUCAAUCCAAAGUGACGUCCGGCUAUGACGCAGACCGCUUAAAACACAUACUUGUUUCAUCGACGCGUCGUAAGAUAGAGGAGUAACUUAGUAGCUGGCGUCUGAUUGAUGUGGCCGAAUAUGCGCCUUUCAUGAUCGUGGGUCUUUGAGCAAGUGUAAUGUUGAUCUUAUGCAGAGACCGAAAAUGCUCCUUGAUCUUCCUGCACUAGUUGAAUUGUAAAUGGAGCAAUAAUGCAGUAUUAUUGAAAUAACAAAAAUUGUAGUUCACCAACCCAUCAGCCUGCUGACACCAAAUUCUAAGGACCCCGGCCAACGGAAGUGCACCAAAACUCAACUUAGGAUUACAUUAAAGUGGAUAAAAUAGGGAUGGGAUGGCGAUAGGGACUUUAAUCAGGCAGCCCUAAAUUUGUGUGCUAUCUAAGUCGGAGUUUAAAGGAUGAAAUGGUGUAAUGAACACCUUUGGAUUUUAUGAAGCGGGUCCUCAAAGUAACCUAUGGGUCGGCCCGUCAAGCAUAGGGGAGGCAAAUGCUUAUGAAGGCAAAGGCGCCAUUCUCAGGUUCUUGUUAGUACCACCAUCUUGUUUACAAAAAGAUGUAACGAAGAAGGGACGCUGAAAAGCACGACGGAAGAUUACGUCGACAAUGCGCGUAUAACUACGCAAAUCAAGACAGACACACUACUGUGGUGUUUUCAGAAGUAUCACCAGUGUAACAAAAGUCCUGUGGAAGUGGGAAUAAGAAACAGAGACUCUUAAUCAACACAGAGGAUAAUGUGCAAUAGUAUCCAUCAGCGUCGACGGCAGGUUGAAUCAAAGCGUUAAUCUGGAGAAGCGGAAUUUUGACCUCUUUGAACGGUAUCUUUAAGUAGAUACCUGGUCAGCAGAUGUCCAUGUCUUAAGGGCUGAAUCAUAAUCCAGUCCGAGGGUCAUCUCCUUUCUUCACACUCCAUACAAAGUCAGUUUAGUUAAGACUUACUAUGGGAAAGAUGGCGAUGAUUCCGAAACCUACAUUGGUUAAAGUGUCUGGAGGAAAAUACCGACCGGAAAGGAGAAUUUAAAACGAGAUAAGUCGCAUAAUUGCCUGUGGAGAGCAAGCAGCCCUCUGGUAGUCGAGAAAGAGUAAACACGAGCACGAAGGUUAGUUGGCUGGAUACGUGCGUGGGUGGCUGGUACUUUGGAAGCUUGGCGUGUUUCAAGUUUACGCUUAGAUUAACCCAUACAGGAGGAGAGAACAGCAUCAUGCAGCAAGUAGUUCCACGCUGCAGCCGCUCUGUUACUGAUGAAAAACAUGCUGCCCUUGAUCUUGAUUUGCAUGUGCAGCGUUUUAGGGGAUGACCGCACAGAGUUUUUGCGGCACGGGUAGCGUGAAUCCGUUUCUUGUGUAAGUCGGCAUGCAUAAACGUGAAGGCAGGUAAAAUGUCUCUCGUUUGGUGUGUUUAGGCGAUGUUGGGGAUCUGGGCCACCUGUUUAAAUUCCGGCGGUUAAUUCCGCCGCAGGAAUAUGGGCUAGCGAAGUUAAAGUGGCAGCAUAAAGCAUCUUGUUGCAAUUGGAGGAAAAGUAUGAUGAAAGUAAGUAAAUAAAUAUCGAAAAAAAUAAGUUAGUAGGCAAAAUAUUUCGAUGGGCUGGACGCAUUUUAUUGGGCUGAAAUUCGGGCGGAAAAGUCAAUUUACCAAUUUCCGGCUCACAAGCCCUGCUUUUCCGCCUCCCCUCUGGCGUCAUGGCAUAGUUAUGACUUGUAUCGGUCGGCCUGAUUAGCUUUCUUUCAUCCAUCACACUCCCGUCAACCUUGUUAUUAUCUUUGUAGUCCGUUUUUUUCAACGCUCUUUCGCACUAAAAGCUUGCCGUGCUGUCCAUAUGACGUCCUCUUACACUGCUAUUUCCUUCUGAUGCCAGUUAAGCGCUCUAUUGUUAGUUCUGUCAUUAAUUCGUAGCUAUGUUGGGAAUACACAAUCGCCCUGCCUUUACAAGCGUAGUCAGUUAUUUCUAAGGCCUCGGUGAAGCUAACACAUGCACCGAUAAUGUGGAGCGUCUGCAGUUGACAUAGUUGCAAUUAUGCCCAUGGACGACAUUCCGCGUCUCCUCCUCGCAUCCCGCAGUACCUCUAUUUUUCACAGCGUGUCGGAUGCAGCUACAUUUGUUGGCAAGCAGGCAGACGCCCUCUGGUCCCGAAAAGGUCUUACUGAACUCCGCACUUAUUCCAGACGGUGGAGACGGAGACUGUGGACUUGUUUCUGCCAUAUGCAUAAUCAGUUUUCCCCCUCCCGGUGCACACCUUAAUUUCUGCUGAAGUUUAUAUUUCUUUAUGGUUGCUUUUGCUGUUUUUUACAAGUUAGAUUUCCCUUCUUAAGAAAUAGAUUUGUAACAACGCUGGAGACCGAUAAAAGAUCUGCUUUAGUCAUGUUGACGUCCCCGUCAGUUAGCUAGACCCUGAGCCAGCAUCAGCGGCUCGGUACGAAUCGACGCGCAUGCGGAUAGUGCAUCUAAUCAACAACAACUGAUAGUCGACAGCCCUAGAAAGCGGAGAUUCUAUCACCGCUUCCCCGCCUGAUGGCUUUUAUCGAGGUAGGUCAGAUGGUUAUUCGCUCUGGGUUAGUAUUCUUGAAUAAAUUAGAUCUUUUCACUGGCAGCGUAGUUCGCGAGCAGGCAACCGCCCACUUAAUGGGGCCAGGCCGAGGAGCAUAUGCAGACCGAGACUUUAGCCAUUUUAAGCUUUUGCCUUCCGUUUAAGGCACGUAGUCACUGCCAAUGAAAGCUCAACCUGCGUCACUGAAUACAUUCUCUUUUACCUUAAAAACGCGUGAAACAGCGCUGUUGGUCCUAUGUAGUGGAACACCUCCAACGUCAAGUAACACUUCUUGACUUACUUGAAUUGUGACUAUAUGCGCAGUGUUUUGAUGGUUCUGGUUAGGCGGUUUCACGUCCUCUUCAAUGUUGCCAACAACAUCUGGGAUACCGCUCCUGCCACCACAUUCUAAAAUGCCACUCGCAAUUAGGCGCGGACUAGUGGGCUACUUUUGGAUACGAAAUAACGCCGACGGUCAGAGUACUCUUCCAGUAAACCGGACGACAGACUGUGUUUAGGGUUGAUAAGCGUCCGAACGUAACCUCAACCAUCGCCCUGAGGGGUGUGCUUUAUGUGACCAUUAACCUCUCAAACAAUUCUGAAGUUAAUUCUCACAUUCAGCUUUCUUGACCUGUCGUACACCACAGCAAAAAGGAAUAUCUUUGAGUUAUUUUUCCACACUUCAAAUGUAGACGAAUUCACCUGGCGCCAAGACGUGGGGAUGGCCGCAGCUACUACCUUUAUCCGACAAGGCUUUUCUCAAUUCACUGAGAUUCGCAAUCGCAGGGAAUUGUGUGACUUCGCAUUGGACGUAAUUCCACAACAGUCUUGUUGUUCAUAUGCCUUAUACUAGGUAGAUGGAAGGACACACUAUGCACACAAGGUUAUUCUGGCUGCAUCAAUUCCCUACUUCGAGGAUCUGUUGCUUGGUGGCGACUACGACGAGAAAGAAACCACAAGCAUACCGCCAUCGAGGUAUAGACACUGAUCUUCUUCCCUAAACUCGGUUUAGUGAAACUGUCGAGGCCCUUCUUACCUUUGCCUACUCCGGCCUUAGGCCGCAGUCCUGUGCCGCGGCAACCGAGGACUUUCUACCGUCGACGGUUGAUGAUGUUCACGUGGAUGCUUUGUUUCAGCAACGGUAAGUGGUUUUGCCCUCUCGUAUAGACAUCUUUUUUGUCGUCGAUCGUCCUUUAUCCAAAUAUUUUAGCGAUGCUGUUUGUGACUCUAAUUCUCAUGCUUUAGCGACGACUCGGAGCCCGUCACUGAGUUCGGAUGAAUCGGUUUGACUGCGGCUCUACUUUGCCGUCGCAGAGUUUGGACGGGCAACCAGUAUAGUUCAAAUCACAAAGUUUGAGUGGCGCGAAUUCGCCUGCUUUUCAAGGCAUUCCUGAAAACUAGUCCGUCGCAAAAGCUGAAUAUUUGCACACUUCCAUCCAAUGGAAUUGCCAGCCACCAUAAUUAAAAUAUCGUAAAUUAGCUCGCUGUAUUGGAAAGUGAUGAUGAUCAACCGUGGCUUCCCAUGCGCAUCCAGACGAAAGAAGCGGUACCCGUCGAAACCACCAGAAUUGUGAACGAUUUUUCAUGCACUCGAGUAACCAGAGACAGACGUCGGAGCACUGGGUAGUCAGGUGACACAGUCAAUGAAAUGUGACUGCAAACUAAACUAGUAGAACUUGGCGUAGAAAUUUUGCGAGCCUCCAUGUAUUAAAACCUCAUGGCCGUUUGCAUUUGACGAGGGGCUAUUUAGCGUUCAGUAAAACAAUACAAGAAAGACAGGCCUCCCUAGUAAGCCAUUAAAUAAGGGGUUACCGCGCUUACAAGUACAUUUUCCCAUGUUAUCCUACUGGGCGUUGCAGCGUACUGCCGUUUACUGCCGAACCUCGAACGACAAUGCAGCAUCUUUGAGACAGCAACGCGGUGGAUGAAUGUGAACUAGUAGUGAGAGUCAACAAGAGUUUGUUUGGUAUUAUUGUUAACAGUUUGGGACAUUUCAGUGAGUGUGGUGUUCAAAAUCUGUCUCCCAGAACUAGUGCCGUGCUAUACCGACUAAAUAUCCACUCUGUGACGUAUCUUAGAACGCCACUUUUUUUUUAAAAAAACAGUGAUUUUUUAGAUUGAAAUGUUGUGUUUGACUCGACCAACCAACAUGUCCUUUUAACGGACCACAGAGGUCGUUGGCGUGUCGCUGGAAUUCAUGAACUUGAUCGAGACAUGCUGCUAACUUACGAGAAAAUUGAAAUCGCAGCGAGAAAACGGAUAUUCCUCCACCAACGAUGGCGUCUAGAUGAUCCAUGACAUCGUUCCGCCACCUCAACUUAACGACUACGCGGAUGUCUAGGUGAAGCAAAGCGUUCUCUACCGAGGGCAUUGUUUUGCUUGGCAUCUCAUCCCAGGGAACAUAAGCUGCCCUUGAUGAAAUAAUUUUGGCUUCCCCGAUAGGUGUCUGGAAACUUAAUGCUUGGAGACAUAGAUUGUUCUUCAGUGGCUACAAACCGCAUAAAGUUGCACGCCUGUCCUCUAAUGACUUAGGACGAUUUUCGACAACCAGUAUGUCCAGAGCAUAGUACUACUUCGGUUCACAGACUACGUCUCGAGCAUAAAACUUCAUUGACAGUCGGGGCGCCUUCUGCUGGUGCUGCAGUUGAAAACCUCCACCUCAUGUGGUUUGUUCGCGCGUUCUGUUGACCUGAAGGCGAAGUCGCCUACAACGCCGCAUCUGUGAAUCCCGAUCCAAGUUGACGCUGACCGUCGUGAUGAUGGUGGCGGCCAAUUGAAAGUGGGCAAAUGUGGAGUUCGCUAGACCCAACUGUUUUCGGUAAUAGGGCGUGCAACGCCAACUGGACACCGACUGCUGCAGACGAAUGGGAUGGAUGGCACCAAUCCAUUACUCUCAAGACGAGCAUUAAUGCCAGUCGUCAUAAGUACACGAAAAGCGCAGAGUUACCUGCUUAAACAUCUUAGCUAGGGCACUUUUCCCAUGUCAAAUGAAUGAAUUGUACCUCAACAUCCUGGAAGAGCACUAUUUCUAACUGAGGUUUUUUGUUCUCAAGGUUUGCUAAAUUUGAUCACUUUCGUGGUUCGGAGAAACUGUGUGAUUUCACUUUCAUGGUAAGCCCUGUUCAUGUUAUACCAACUCACCCCUACUCCCCUUCAAUCCAGAUCGGAGACUCUGUAUUUUGUGCACACAAAAUUAUCCUUGCGGCCUCCAUUCCCUUCUUUGCGGAUCUUUUCUUGAAUCCCAAUGAAUCAAGUAUUCUCGACUACACAGUCCUCAACCGUCUCGCACCGAGGUAUUUAAAUUUUUUCACCAGACCAAACGCUGUUCCUCUAGGGCCGUGCAGGCAGUUCUGCAGUUUGCUUACUCUGGCGUGUUUGACCCCACGUCGGCGAUGCAGGAGGAGGGAAGCAACCUGCGGGACAUAAUUCUGGCGGCAAAACUGUUUCAGGUGGAGAAGCUGGAAGUAGCGUGUCUGGACUUCCUACGCCAACGGUAGGUGCGGGUCUUCGUUAACUUCCUUGUCUCCAGAAGCAGGUCAGCGUAGAGCACUUCUUUGUUGCGUAAACGGUUCGCCCGGAUUCACCAUUUGUAGCUGGAGGCUUAGCGUCGACAUAGGUUUGAAUCACAGUGGGAUUUACUCUCUGCCGCGUAACCCAUCCGUCCAGCGAAAAUGGGCUGCGAAUCAACUUCGUUAGACAUCAUUUUUGGAACACUGCUUUCUACUCCGUGUUCUUGCUUUUUAAGUUAUGCGCGCAGAGAGUAGGUCUCAUUAUGAUUAAAACCUUACAGUAGAUGGGAUAACCCAUAAAAUUUUAACCGAGGUUCUGAAAUGCAUUUUAGACUUAAAAAGAUUACUUAAGUAAGGUUGUAAUAUUAAUUACUGUGCAGCAUGCUCGUCUCGCGAUGCCGACUUUUGAACGAACUCUUUCUCGGCUGCCUCCAAAACUGCACCCUGGAAGAUGUAGCUGCUUAAGUAGUAUGAAUUUUCCUCGCAAGCUGUCGGUGUCCGUAUUAACUCUAAUUUAUUUCCUAGGGGCCAUGCAUAAAAUUUUUUUCUUUUACACGUUUGGAAGGAAAUACGUCUUCUUAAAUUCGAACCCGGUCUGCCUUUACACUUGCUUUGGGGGCCUCGAAACUGCAAGCUGUAUUUUGCAUGUACAAAAAAUCAUACGUUUCUAUACGUUAUUAAGGGAAGACCAUAUAGGAUUCAUAAAAUUCAACAGUGGAUUCGCGCCACAUCGUAAUCUUUACAAACAACAUUGGUAAAUGCAGAGACACCAUGUUUUAUGAAUGGGCAUUUCACGGUCUUAAAGGAUCCCAUAACCACAAACUUUAACGGCCGAAUUAUACCCUUACAUCCAGUAAGAAAUCUAAAGAAGACGUGAACUUCUACCAAAUGAGCAAAAGAAUGGAUAUUUUUAUGCAUGUUUUCCGUAAAAUAUAUUGGAAUUUAUAAGUCCAUCGAAAAUCAAUGGGAAAAAUUCGUACCAUUCCAGUAGUCAUUUUUUACAGAGUGUGGUUUUUGCAAGCGACCGGAAAAAAGUCCGUUCAAAAUCGGCAUCGUGAGGUAGCUAAAAUAUUAUUUAAGUACGCUGCACGAAAGUUAAUAUUAAAACCCUUCUAAGUACGCUUUUCGAGUCGAAAAUGCAUUUCAGAAUCUCGAUUAACAUUUUAUGCGCCAUCGCAUCUACGGUAGGAUUUGAAUCACAGUGAGAUUUAUUCUGUCGCGCACAACUUAAAAAACGCAAGAACACAGAGCAGAAAACAGUGUUCUAAAAAUGAUCCCUAACGGAGACAAUUUCCAGCCCAUUUUCGCUGGACGGAUGGAUUAAUUAAGGUACUAAGCCGCUUGGGUCAGACACAUGUGCUCUUGAGCAAAUGGUGUAACUCAAUUAGUUUCACCGUGAGCUGAGUUGUGGGUUCCGUCCCUUUGAAUUUCGUAAAAAUGCCUACUUUUGUUUAUUCAGUACAAACGUAUUGUCAAUUUUAACCCUUGCAGACUGGACUUUGAUGUCGUGCAACAGUACUGGUCAUUUGCGCAUGCAAACGAUCUCUUCGAGCUGCAGGAAAUGUUGCAGUCAUACGUGUGUGCCAAUUUUCAGGAGUUUAUUGGUACCCCAGCCUUUCUGGCUCUUACGGCGGCCGAGUUGGAGGAUUUCCUAGUUCGGGACGACCUCUCUGUCACCAAUGAGAAUGAUAUCUUCCGGGCCAUCGUCAGCUGGGUGUACAAUGAAAGAGCCCAACGGCCCUCUUCAUUGCGGGAGGUCGUCAAUAUUGGGCGUGCCGAAGCAUUUCCAAGACUAUUUUCUCGACUUCGUCUUUGCAAACUUUCGAAGGACUUUGCGGAACAGAUACUGUCUCACCUGCUUUGCAGGGCCCAUUUUGAUUGCACGUAGGUCGUUCCUCUGACUUGAGUUGAUAUUUUUCCUACUCUUGGAUUGAUUUUUCAAAGCCGGCCGAGCCCAAAUCCUAAACAACCUAAAAACUGAUUCUUUGCUCAACAUCAAGGAGAACAACAGCAUGGAACACGAUACUAAAUUAAAUCAGGCUAACAUCUCCCUGCUCACUUGUCUCGCUUGCAAAAUCACCGUUAAUGAAAUAAGAUUUGCCUUUUUCAUUGAGUUUCAAUGCUUGCGUAAGGCAAUUUAUUUUUCCCAGAAAGAGCGGACAAGCGUUUAGUUCUUACAACAAUUUCUCCGGGAACGACGUCUUGUUGCGCAUUUGGAAUGUGGUGAUUUAAGAAAAAAUAAAUAAUUCUUAUAUCCCUUAAAUCACAAACGUGCUGCUUUACGUUCUCAAGACAUUCUAGCCAUUUUUAAGCUCGCUACAAUUGUAGGAAAUCUGGACGGAUUUGUGCUUGAUCGAUGCCCAGCAAACACUCGGAAGUAAAAUUGGCCUGCAAGUUAAGAGACGAGUGGUGCUGGGACAUCUUAUUUAAAAGCCGGUCCUGUGGAUUAGAACUAGAGUCAAAAGAUAAAUCUUGAGUCAUGUAGAAGUCCCAGGGUAAGAGAAGAAAGAGGAUAUCAUUCCGUGACCUCUUCAGGACGAACGGAAAUCCAAGUCCAUUUGUCAGACGAAAGAAAUACCGGACUGCCGGCGGAAGCGAAGAAGAGAGUUCCAGGAGGCAGUCAUGAAGAAGGGGAUACGGUCCCUUCAACAAGAUAUUAGCUUGACGUUUCGGAUUCCCAGUCGAACCCAUCAUCGGAGACACGGCCAGAUAGGGUAAUGAGUCGCGCAGGCGUUCCAGUAUUCAUAGGAUGUAAUUUCUAUGCCAUUGCUUGCCGGUCCGAAUUGGCAGCCUCCGGAUGCAUCGGAAAAAAAUUGCACAGGGCAACACGGAGACUGGACGCAUACAGCCGACUGGUAUGUCUUAGCCACAUCUUAAAUUUGGUAGGAGUUGACAUUCCAAAAUGAGACGGCUCCGACGUCCACAUUGGAGUGGGUGAGGUUUUCUGACGCCGGUUCGAUCAUCCGGCACGUAGAAAUCUUCCCGUUUAUCAGGCUUUACGUCACUAUUUGCAUGGCGACGAAGAUACGAAGGCUGCAGUAGACUUGAAAGGAGCAGCGUCGAGUCGACCACAGGCUGGCAUUAGCAGCCACCACUCCCACUGGGUAUGCUUCAGACUUUCGGGUAAAGCAGGUCAGUACGCACAAAUGGAAUUGUUAUUAGUGUAGACUAUUGUUAGUCUCUGCUAUCGCCAUCAUGUAGUCCUUCUUAACUGGAUGUGUCAUGAUCGUCCCGCAUGCGUAAAUCUCAUACCCAGACAUGUCAAACUUGUACAGAGAUCUCACUCUGGAGACCAAACUCCUGCGUAUGACGUUGAUGUUGAAAGAACAGGAAGUCAUUUCGCGGGGCGCCCAGUCCGACCGUGUUUACCGCGAACUCUCCACGGAUGUGCUCUUCACCGUGAAACGUGACGAGAACGUAGAAACUGAAAGUGCGUUGGUGGAAAUCUUCAAUCCCAUCGAGAACACUUGGCAGGAAUUCUGUAGCAUGCAUGUCUGUGGAAAUCCAAGAUAUGUUAUUUUAAACAGUAAGCGCCCUUCCACCCUUCCUCUCCCCUCCAUCUUACUUGCACAUAUCUUCCUUGCCACUCCACUCUGCACAUGA
This is a messenger RNA of Spirometra erinaceieuropaei, 15221 nucleotides long. Lineage: Eukaryota; Metazoa; Platyhelminthes; Cestoda; Diphyllobothriidea; Diphyllobothriidae. The record is from the annotation of a GenBank genome assembly.